Molecule: messenger RNA, 1107 nt
Organism: Kuraishia capsulata CBS 1993
Lineage: Eukaryota; Fungi; Ascomycota; Pichiomycetes; Pichiales; Pichiaceae
Exons: 1
Coding region: 1-1107 (368 amino acids)
Biological process (GO): regulation of DNA-templated transcription
Molecular function (GO): DNA-binding transcription factor activity, RNA polymerase II-specific; zinc ion binding
Source: RefSeq, a predicted model, not a curated record
AUGCCGGAUCACGCGCAUAAACUGCUGAUACCCCCACUCAUACACACCACACCAAUCACCUCAUUCUCACUCGUUUCCGAGGUUAGAUCGACCGAGAACUCAGCAACCAGCCCGUUUGACCUCUUGAUACAAACCGCCACCCGCCAAUGGGAUUUGAACUCGCGCUUGACCACGCCGGGCUAUUCGAAGCCCGUUCUCAAGGAUGUGACGCCGCCCAGUAUACUUCUUCCACCGCUUGGAAGGGUGUCCGAGUCUUCGGUUCCUUUAGUUCCUGUUGCGGAAACCUACAAGAGCGUGACUUCCAGCUUUUUUCCCAAUGAAGCCAGGACCGUAUUCGCUAGUGAACCUAGAUCUUCGUCGCCAACUUUUGGAGCCGUUGUGCCAAAAGAGUCUGACGGUGCCGUUGCGCCCGGUGUGCCUGCUGUGAACACCGACUACGAAACAGCAAAGCCGGUCGCCGAAACUGUCCUAGCUUCGUUUUCUGCAAGGUCGCAAAGACAGAGGACCGGCCCCAGCUGUCAUGCCUGUAGAUCGCGAAAAAUCAAAUGUGAUGCGCAGAUGAUUGUGAUUUCGGCCUCUUCGGCGAACGACCCUGUGGAGCCAGAAUCCUUAAUAUCACCUUCGAGGGAUGAGACAAGUAUUGAUUCAUGGAUCGACGGAUGCCAGUUACUUGGAGAGUCGAAGGAGAGCAACGAAUGGUUGAUUUUCCGUGUUGAGCCCAUAUCGUCUGAGUCCUUCUACUCCGAAGAAUUCAAAUCCGCCGAGCAAGAAAUUAUUCUGAUCAAGUUCAAGAAGUGCACUGCGUGCGCCAAGAAGAAUUGCAGCUGUUUUUUCGAUAAAGGCUUCAACAGGUUGGAUGUUGAGCGUUUCAAGCAGAGUGAGCCCGAGACAAUUACUCCAGCCCCCAAGACGGAGAAGCCAGAAAUGGCUUCCCGCAAGAGAAGAAAUACAGAUGAAAAUCUGAGUUCUAACAGGAGUGACCCGGGUGGCCAGAGAAGAAGCUCGUGCAACGGAUGUCGAUCGCGGAAGAUCAAAUGUGUCAAGAGGUCUUCUGAGUCGAAGUGUGUUCAUUGUCUGAGGCGUGACAUAGAGUGUGCUAUGCCGUGA